AUGCGUGGCUUCGACACAGUGGAGGAAGCAGUUGCAGCUAUACGAGAGACGUCUCUGAUGCUGAAUUCCGGUGGUUUUCCUCUCUGUAAAUACGCAUCCAAUGUUCCAGAAGUAGUUGAGCAGUUUCCAGCAGAGCUUCGAGAACAGGCCUCCGUUUUGGAACUUGAUCGUUCGUCUCCAAUCAAAGCACUCGGCUUAUUUUGGAAGCUUACCUCCGAUGAGCUUCUGUUCAAAGUUCCUGAAUGGCCAGACGUCCCUUCGACUAAGCGAAAUAUCCUGUCGCAUAUCUGCAGCUUGUUCGAUCCGCUUGGGUUUGUUGGUCCGGUGAUUGUUCGUGCGAAAAUGCUGAUCCAGCUCCUUUGGGAAAUGCAGUUAGGCUGGGAUGAUCCGGUUCCCACAAGUAUUUCCGACCAGUGGAUGGAGAUAUCAUCGCAGCUCCCGAUUUUGUCGCAGCUUUCGAUUCCUUGCUUCGUGUUGACGGAGAAGCUAACCACUUUAGAGCUUCAUGGGUUUGCUGAUGCUUCGCUGCGUGCAUACGGUGCCUGCAUCUACCUUCGUUCGGUAUCCGCAUCGGGUGCAGUCACUGUCCGUCUGAUGACAGCAAAAUCCAGGGUUGCCCCAACUGAGAAGCGUAGACCUACCCUCGCACGUCUGGAGUUGUGUGCUAGUCUUCGUUUGGCUAAUCUACAGAAUCAACUGCUGGAGAGCCUUCAACUCCAAUGUCCCCGGUUUCUGUGGUCAGAUUCUACAAUUACACUGCACUGGAUUUCGCGCGAUCCAUCGAAUUGGAAUUCCUUCGUCGCCAAUCGGGUUUCGCAGAUUCAGCAGUUAACUGAGACCGCUACGUGGCUGCAUGUGCCUACUGAAGACAAUCCGGCUGACCACAUUUCGCGUGGUUUGAUUCCAGAAUCCAUCGUUGGCAAUGAAUUGUGGUGGAAUGGUCCGAAAUGGCUGCUUCGUCCUCCUCAACAUUGGCCUGCGUCCGCGUAUUCCUGGAAAACCCAGCCGCCGCCAGAAGUAGACACCGAGAAAAGGAAAUCCGUUCCUAUUUCCGCAGUUUGCACUCACCAAGAGUCCUGGACCCGAGAAACGUUGGGCUAUUUUGAUAGCUACUACCGCCUACUUCGAAUCAUCGCCCUUUGCAAGCGUUUCAUGAAUAACUGUAAGUUAUUGGAACAUGCACGCACCGUAGGAUUUCUGGUACCUUCCGAGAUUCGUUCGGCAGAGUUGUCACUUUUGCAAUGCGUGCAGCUCGAAGAGUUCGCUGAAGAUCACAAACGUUUACGGCAAGGAUCGACCGUUUCGCAGAAAUCUCCGUUGCUGAAACUUCGCCCGUUCAUGGACCAAAAUGAACAGUUGAUUCGUGUGGGAGGUUGCCUCAAAAACGCUCCAAUUCCAUUCGACCGAAAAUAUCCGUUUCUCAUUCCGAAGAAGCAUUUCAUCACGGAUCUUAUCUUCCUCGACGCCCAUGAAGAAACGCUUCACGCUGGACCUUCGCAUCUAUUGGCAGCAGUUCGUCGUCGUUACUGGCCAAUAGAUGGUCCAAAUAAAGCCCGUAAUACAGUCCACCAAUGCAUCGUCUGUUUCCGCAACAAACCGAGAUUCGCUCAGCAAGUUAUGGCACAUCUUCCUGCUGUACGCGUUACACCAUCGCUUCCAUUUACCAGUACCGGAGUUGAUUUCAUGGGUCCAGUGUACUUGAAACCUCCUCGCAAACAGGGCCCAAUCAAAUCCUAUAUUUGCGUCUUCGUUUGCAUGGUUACCAAGGCCGCACAUCUCGAACUGGUAAUGAGCCUCACAUCCGACGCUUUCAUCGCAGCGCUGAUACGGUUCUGCUCCCGGAGACGACGUCCAUCAGAUAUUUACUGCGACAACGCCACGAAUUUCGUCGGCGCCAAGAACCAGCUGGAAGAACUUCGUGUUCUCUUCCUGUCGCAACGGCAUCAGUCCGAGAUUGCCAGAACAACAGCCCGAAUGGGAAUCGCUUUCCAUUUCAUCCCACCACGCUCACCCACCUUUGGAGGGUUGUGGGAAGCUUGCGUCAAGUCCGUGAAACAUCACCUACAUCGCGUGACUCUUGAUGUCCUUCAGACGCAAGAGGAAAUGACCACUACGGUCGCACAAAUCGAAGCGUGCCUCAACUCCCGGCCGCUUACUCCCCGUUCCAACGAUCCCACAGACCUCGAGGCCCUAACUCCAGGCCAUUUCCUAAUCGGUGGUCCAAUCCUAGCUCUUCCCGAACCAAACCUUACCUCGUUACCCUCCAAUCACCUGUCCCGCUGGCAAGACCAACAGCGUGUUCUCCAAACGCUUUGGGAUCGCUGGUACGUAGAAUACUUGCCCACUCUACAGCGUCUCCAAAAAUGGCCCGGUAAACACCCGAAUCUAGCCGUCGGUGACAUGGUUCUGGUCGAAGACAACAACUUGCCUCCUACGAAAUGGCCCAUCGCUCGAGUCCUGAAGACGAUUGUUGGCGACGAUGCGUGUGGCAGAGUUGCAGACGUUCUGUGUGAUGGAAACCAAAUCCGCCGUUGCUCAAUCCGCAAAAUGUGCCCGCUCCCACAUUGCGAAGCCUCCACAGUCACGGAAUCCGAGCGUCAGCCUUCCGCUCCGAGCUGCACUCCCCAACCAUCUCCCACAAUUGAUCUUCAGGCUCCAUCCACACUUCCGGCCGCUGCUCAACUUUUGGCUCCGAACAGCGAGAUUGGUUCCGACGAUGACAACGACGAGUAA
Uranotaenia lowii is the source of this 2733-nucleotide messenger RNA. RefSeq lists its product as uncharacterized. Bases 1 to 2733 code for a protein of 910 amino acids. The record is from RefSeq and is a predicted model, not a curated record. Lineage: Eukaryota; Metazoa; Arthropoda; Insecta; Diptera; Culicidae. Gene Ontology annotation, biological process: DNA integration. The transcript has a single exon. Gene Ontology annotation, molecular function: nucleic acid binding.